CUCACGGUGGCGAUGCUGCUGAAGCCGUUUGCUAGCCGGACGGCUGGUCACCGGAGCUCCGGUAAAUAAAAACUGUCCUGGGGUAUUUUUCCGCGACGUUAACCGGCGCUGUGUUUGUGUUUAACGGGACUCGAGAUGCGGCGGUAGUCGGUGUGCACGCGCAGUGAGCCGCGUGCCCGCAGAGCAGCGGCGGGCGGUUAUGCUAACCAGCGGCGGCUAGUUAGCUCGCUAGCAGCUAACAUUUAACGCACAUCUGCUUGAGUCGUCAUGCUCGCUCCGUCCUCCGGUGUGUGUGCUUCAGUUCGCCGCGGCCUCACGUCUCCCCUCGGGGCAGAAAUAACCGACAGUUAGCGCCUCCUCCAGCCCGACAUCAUGACUCACACUCAGUGAGCUAGCCGGGCUGGGGUUAGCCUGCCCGUUAGCGGCUAACUUCUGCUAGCAGCAGUGCGAGUCUACGAGCCGCUGAGUGAUGUCUGUCCGAUGGAGCUGAACCGUCGCUCGGCUUGCCAAAGAUGACGGGCCGCCUGAGCCGGGUUUUUGUGCCUCUGUCAGCAGGAGGCAGAACAUGGAAGCCGAGGAAGAGUGGAAGAAAGACCUGAGCGCACACAAACUGCUGGAUAAAAAGGUGCUCUGCAAGCAGAAUGGCAGAAUCGGUAUAGUGCGAACUCUUCACAGCCUGUUGAAAACCCAAAACAAACUGCAGAUUCAGUCCAUCACCCGCUCAGAAUGUGCUGGCUCUUGUCCAAAUCUGAUGAUGAGUAGGAGCGAGCACGUCGAUGGGAGGCCCGUCCCCGUGGCCCUUACCCCCCAGCUCCCCCCCAGGGCUCACCGGCCCCUCUGCAUGUCGGUCUCCUCCGACAGCAGCGGACGCUUCAAAGCUCUGGAGACACAGGAGUGGAAGAACAACCUCAAAGCUCAGAUGGAGCAGGCCCACAGUGCGGGAGCAGCCAGCAGCACAGGAUCUCUGGAGCGAGCGUCUCUCUUCUGCGCCUCAGCGUCCACCACAGCGUCCAGCUCGGGCCUGUCCAGCCCAGUGGAGAUCCUCAACAAGAGCAAAUCCUCCAGCCGCUUUUCUCUCUUCUCUCCGCCCUGGAACAGCAGCUCCGAGUCCGACUCCAACCCACCCUCCCGCUCAGGCUCGAAAAAGCUGCGUAACUACAGCAGGAGAGCCGCCACGGGGCCGGCAGGUGCCAGGGGCCCGGAUACACCUGAGCCCAAACCCAGCGGCCCUGAACACUUCCAGUACUCUGAACCCGUCAUCUCUAAGGUGACGGACUACAUCUAUGUCGGCAACCUGAAUGCGGCGUACAACGGGCGCACCCUGUGCCGCAACAACAUUGACAGCAUCAUUGACAUGAGCAGUGUGCCGGGAGAACCGGGCCCCAGCCUCAUCCUUAUACCGUGCACCUGCUCCCGCGGCGCCCGCCACAGCUGGUCCCGCCUCAAGGUGGACAUCGGAGAUGUGCCGGACGCUCUGGGUGACGGCCCUGCGCUGAAGCAGCGCUGCUUCGAGGACAUCAACGAAUGCAUCGACGCCUCCACUGAGAAGAGGAAGCGCGUCCUGGUCCACUGUCGCGAUGGCUUCUCUCUGGCGCCGACGUGCAUCAUCCAAUACCUGAUGGUGAAACAAAACAUGAGGCUGAUCGCCGCCUACGAGCUCCUGAGGGCCAAGUACCCGGUCAACAUCAGGGAGUGCCACCAAAACGUGCUGGUGAGCCUGGAGAGGGCGCUGCGGCCCGGAGGCAACGUCGACCCCGAGUGCUUCAAACAGGCCAUCUCCCGCAGAGUGGCGUGGACCUGAUUCCCAGCGUGCUCGGCCGCUGCUCUCUUUAUUCCUCCACCCUCCCACGGUGUUAGAUAUUUUCCUCAUGACAACCCAGGGCAGCUGUACUCUCCCUUGUAGACUGAUCACCUGGAUGUUAUCGUCCCCACCUGAGUUCAGUGGUCGUAAAAGUUAGGAAUUUGAUGUAUUUCCUCUUCAAACCUGUAAAUGUGACCUGGCUGUGACGCCGAUCCCCCCUCUCACAACAGUAGACGCAAUAGACUUCACUGUAAUAUACUCGGCUUCUCUCGGUAUAACGAUGUGAUCGUGUUGGCUGUAUAGUUGAUAUAGUCCUGCUUCAGUUCUGUGCCAUGCCAUCGUAGUGGUGUUUUAUAUCAGGGGAAUUUCUAAACGGGAGAUCUCAGGAGAUUAUUGAUGUCAUUCCAGCACAGGGUGGGAGGUUACUCAUGAGGUUAGUCUGCGACCCCGUUCACACCUGGCACUAAAAUGCGUCUUUGUGAGCUGUGUGUGUAGCACCCACAGACUGUAUAAAAAGAUUGAUGAUGAGUCCCCACUUCCCCCCACCAUGUUUAAGUAAAGCUAAAAUAUCCCGGAUGAGGUUGCUGCCAUCGUGCGCUGGUGACAUCAUUCGGAGCCAGAGUCUGCGCAGUGGCGAUAUCCGUGGUGGGGGAGCUCCUGCCAAAACAUCUGUCCCGUCCCAGCUGUCAGUCAUGGCGGAAAAUCCCCUUUUUGUAGAAUUAAAUCAGUACUUAAAAUAUAAACAAACACUUGCACAAACAUCAGAAUAACGAGAACUACCUUCGGUGACAGAAACCAUCUUUGGGAAACACCAGGGGGCGACACUGACUCCCAACGAUUCACUUUGGGUGAACUCAUGUUGUCCAUCUUUAUAUACAGCCUAUGUUAGCACCUAAGGUUAGGAAAUAUAUCCAGUGGAGAUGGGCAAUAUGGCUGUAAAGUAAUAUCAUAUUUCAGGGUUUCCGAUAACAAUAUUCUUGACAAAGAUAUUGAGAUAAUGUUCUUAUUAAAUUCAAGAAUACAUAAUUACAACAAAAUAAGUGUUAUAGUCGUAAAUGCCCACAUAAAUGUAGUCUGCCUUCAAAUAGUCAGUAAAAACUUAACAAAAAUUAUCUCGUUUUUCUAGGUCACAUGAUGC
Plectropomus leopardus (leopard coralgrouper) is the source of this 2939-nucleotide messenger RNA. RefSeq lists its product as uncharacterized. NCBI's taxonomy places the organism in Eukaryota, Metazoa, Chordata, Actinopteri, Perciformes, Serranidae. Gene Ontology annotation, biological process: peptidyl-tyrosine dephosphorylation; negative regulation of MAPK cascade. Gene Ontology annotation, cellular component: cytoplasm; cytosol. Gene Ontology annotation, molecular function: MAP kinase tyrosine/serine/threonine phosphatase activity; MAP kinase tyrosine phosphatase activity; protein tyrosine/threonine phosphatase activity. The record is from RefSeq and is a predicted model, not a curated record.